Molecule: messenger RNA, 1674 nt
Organism: Saccostrea echinata
Lineage: Eukaryota; Metazoa; Mollusca; Bivalvia; Ostreida; Ostreidae
Exons: 5
Coding region: 1-1668 (555 amino acids)
Biological process (GO): DNA catabolic process
Cellular component (GO): cytoplasm
Molecular function (GO): nucleic acid binding; 3'-5'-DNA exonuclease activity
Source: RefSeq, a predicted model, not a curated record
AUGGAGAGUUCGACUGGUAUCCAAGGCAUAAAAGAGCUGAUUGAUGAAGGAAAACCGGUAGAGUACAUUGAAGGGGACGGGGACAAUACUUUAAUUGCUCGUUUGCGAUCAGAGCUAAAUUUGGAUAUGAAGAAACGAUUUGACAAAAGCCAUGUUGGUAACAAACAGGGAUUGGAAGAAAAUCUUAGAGGCCUUAUUCCACAUCAGUUUGGAGACCAUCAGCACUGCAAACCAAGAUUUUGUGGCUUUUUGCGGAAACCAGGAGGUGUUUAUCAACAUAGAAGUCUGCCCUACAAAACAGCACUGAAAGACACCGAUUUACAACAUCAGCUAGAGGAAGUUUUUGAACCACUCAUAGCCAAUGCUGAACAAUACAUAGAUCUUGGUUCAAGCCAGCAGUGCGAGCAUGCAAACCGUGAGGUGACACUUGGAGCUCCAAAGUCCCUCCAUUAUGGAAAUUCUGAGUCCAUCGACUUUAAAGUGCAUGCAACUGCUGCAUUUAUCAAUGAAGGACACGGAUAUAUCUCGAUGGCAAAUGAAAAAGGUGGUAUUUCUCCUGGAAAGUUUACUGAGGAACAUGCUAGGAAAAGGAUGAAAAGGCGCAGAGAGGUGCAGAACAAAAUUCAGCUCCCUUCAACUAAGCUUAGACGUCUUAUUUUGAAACAAGAAAGACUUGUCACUCAGGGAGCUCAGGAAACACUGGAGGGAGAUUCCUAUCAGUCCGGUAUUGGUCACAGCGAACAUCCUGACAUCACAAAACUACCAGAUCCAGUUAUGCCAGGAAGUUUCAAACCAGUGACCCUAUCAUCAACAGAGGAACCUACAAUGGUUAUGUUUGAUCUUGAAACAACAGAUCUUAUACGAGGGAGGCAGAUGCCCCACAUAGUGCAAAUUGCAGCUGUUGAACUUAAAAGUGGAUCUGCAUUCAACACCUAUGUUCGACCCAAGAUGGCUCAGACAGAUACUGCACGGACAGUAACCGGUAUUGUUGCCAGUUCUAGUGGUGUAUUUGUUGCUGGAAAAUUAGUGGAGUCGGAGAAUAUUCACUCUGCUGCAGAGAAAUUCAUAAAGAAUCUGAAGAAAUUCAAAAAUGUAUGUUUAUUUGCUCACAAUGGACGGCGUUUCGAUUUUCCAGUUCUGAUAUCAACAUUUAAAAACAUAGAGAAAGAUGUUGAACUAGCCAGUGUUGUGACUUGUUGUAUAGAUAGUCUCUCAAUGUUCAAGAAGUGUUUUAAAGAUCAAGAUUCAUAUAAGCAAGAGAGUCUUUUCCGUUCUCUUUUGAAUGACACAUACAGUGCCCACAAUGCUGUCGAUGAUGUGAAAGCUCUUGGAAAACUUGUACAACAUGCAUUGCUGUCCAGUGUUGAUGUUCUAACCUUUAGCUUUCCUUUAAAUGCAGUUCUGCAGCAACUUACCUACAAUGGUGAGAAAGCUAAAAACUACAGUUCACUGACAGGACUUGUGCAAAAUGCUGUUAUCUCGAAGUCCAUGGCGGGGAAAAUAGCAGGAUCUGGGCUGGCUUUUCAGCAUCUCAAGGCAAUCAAGAAUCGUGAUGGUGAAGAUGGAUUGAGAAAUACUUUUCUUGACAAAACAAGAGGACAAGCAAGAGUUAAUUGCACAAGGAAAACCUUAGAUGAUGUUGUGUCCAAACUCAUAAAUGCUUUGUAAACCAUU